Molecule: messenger RNA, 2558 nt
Organism: Gavialis gangeticus (Gharial)
Lineage: Eukaryota; Metazoa; Chordata; Crocodylia; Gavialidae
Gene: SGMS1
Product: sphingomyelin synthase 1
Exons: 6
Coding region: 290-1531 (413 amino acids)
Biological process (GO): ceramide biosynthetic process; sphingomyelin biosynthetic process
Cellular component (GO): Golgi membrane; endoplasmic reticulum membrane
Molecular function (GO): sphingomyelin synthase activity; protein binding; ceramide cholinephosphotransferase activity
Source: RefSeq, a predicted model, not a curated record
AUGGAACUCGUCAAGUAGAUUGCAUGGUGUAUACAGAAAAUGUAAAAGCCUGUUUUAAUCUCAAAAAGAAGAAUACAUAUGCAAAAAUGAAGUGAACCAUUUCCUGUGCUUACCACAUUGUAUAGGUAUUUGUACCAGCGGUUUAAAAAUUUGUACUUGUCAACUUUGCCAAAUUGGUUUUUGCUGCACGUCUGACAAGAUGAACAAGCCAGGACGGAGCUUUUUGUUGUGCUGGAACCGUUGCCCAAUUUAAGUUAAAAAUAAACCUGCAUGCUGAUUCCCUGACGAAAUGAAAGAGGUGAUAUUCUGGUCACCCAAAGAGGUGACAGAUUGGCUGAUGGAGAACGCUAUGCCAGAAUAUUGUGAGCCAUUGGGAAGUUUCACCGGGCAGGACUUGAUCAAUUUAACUAAGGAGGAUUUUAAGAAGCCACCUUUGUCACGUGUGUCUUCUGACAACGGGCAGCGGUUAUUAGACAUGAUAGAGACUUUAAAAAUGGAGCACCACAUUGAGGCACACAAAAAUGGGCAUGCCAAUGGGCACCUUAGUGUCAGCAUGGAUGUUGUCACCGGUGAAAAUGGUUUCAGCAGUAAAAUCAAACUGAACGGGAUGCCAAAUGGAUAUAGAAAGGAAAUGAUAAAGAUCCGUAUGCCAGAACCAGAGCGUUCCCAGUAUCCUAUGGAAUGGGGGAAGACUUUCCUGGCUUUUCUUUAUGCACUUUGCUGUUUCAUCUUUACCACAGUGACAAUCUCAGUUGUCCAUGAACGAGUGCCUCCCAAGGAGGUGCAGCCUCCCCUACCAGAUGCAUUUUUUGACCAUUUUAACCGCGUUCAAUGGGCCUUCUCUAUUUGUGAAAUUAACGGCAUGAUCCUUGUAGGACUCUGGUUAAUUCAGUGGCUGCUCUUAAAAUACAAGUCUAUUAUUAGCAGAAGAUUCUUCUGUAUAGUUGGCACGCUGUACCUUUAUCGGUGUAUUACAAUGUAUGUAACUACACUCCCAGUACCCGGCAUGCAUUUCAACUGUUCUCCAAAGCUCUUUGGAGACUGGGAAUCCCACAUGAGAAGGAUAAUGAAACUGCUUGCUGGCGGGGGAUUGUCUAUCACAGGAUCUCACAACAUGUGUGGUGACUAUCUGUACAGUGGUCACACAGUUAUAUUAACUCUUACAUACUUAUUUAUCAAAGAGUAUUCACCUCGGCGACUCUGGUGGUAUCACUGGAUUUGCUGGACUCUUAGCAUAGUUGGGAUGUUCUGUAUUCUCCUGGCUCAUGACCACUACACUGUGGAUGUGGUGGUGGCUUACUACAUCACUACAAGACUUUUCUGGUGGUAUCAUACAAUGGCCAAUCAGCAUGUGCUAAAAGAAGCUUCCCAAACUAACCUCCUUGCACGGGUGUGGUGGUACAAGCCCUUCCAGUACUUUGAAAAGAAUGUUCAAGGAAUUGUACCUCGCUCUUACCAUUGGCCUUUUCCCUGGCCAGUGCUACAUCUGAGUAGGCAAGCUAAAUACAGCAGAUUGGUGAAUGACACAUAACAGCUAUAAAAAAUUUGGGGAAAGGAACUGUCCAAAGUGCUAAGAACUCCAUGAGAGAAGAUGCCAUAAAAAGUGAACUACUCCCUGAUCCUUUAACAGUUACCUUGACUUAACCUAUUCAGUUACCUGGUAAGCACUGUGAUCUCUUUUUCUCUCCAAAGGAUCUGCGUUGGACAACAAUAAAGAAAAUUUAACUUAUCAUGCACUGUAUACAUUUCUUGUUAAUAGAUUUGGGAUUUACAUUACCCAUCACCACGUUCCUUUGUAUAUGAUGCGACAGCAUAAAUGAAAGCUUUUAUAUCAUAAGUUGUGGUCUUUCCAGUCAUGUCUGGGAAUAAAGCAUAUUAUUUUCUUGGGAAAACAUACUUUUCAUAUCUCUUGCCCCAAAGAUUGGGCUGUAAGCCAUUUUCUAGCAAAUGUCUAUAUGAAGGUUUCUAAAUACCUGACUGGGGUGAAAUUAAGGAAUCUUUCUACCUGUUGCACCAAUGAUACAAAUAAAAUGAUAGACACAGAAAGGUUUGGUAACUAUUGAUUUUGUAAAACAGCAGUGACAGUGUCAAAAAGAAGUGCAAAAAAUGAUAUUCUGUUGUAAAGUGAUUUUCUAAGUAUUUCCUAAAUUUAUUUUUCAAAAUGAUAUGUAUGGAAACUAAAUUUAAAAAGGUUUUUACAUGUCAGAGAAAAGUGAGUUAAAAUAAAUGCUUCUUGGGAGAGAGAGAUUUGUCUAUGUUUCUAGUGCCUUUCUUGUCUUGAUUGUAUGGUCAGUAGGCAGUCAUAAAUGUUUUUAUUUAAAAUAAAGUAUUCCAUAAAAACAGAAGUAAAAAUACUGUAUACAUUACUAAAUUUUACAUUUAUAGCUAACUUAAACUGGAAAUUUGCUUAUAAUGUUGACGUUGCAAUGAGUAUGGAGAAACCAAAAAUCUGUUCACACAUUGUGGACAGAUCCUAAUAAAAUGUACCACUUUAACUUAUUUUAUUGUGUACUUGGUAGUUGCAUUUUUACCAGAAAACAGCCAUGAAUUUCCUCUUC